AUUGUUGGGUAAGUAGAUGUUAACGCAUGGAUAUAUGCUAUAGAUAUGUUCGUUCUACAUUUUGAUCCAACAUGCAUUUGGUUCGAAGCCAACUUCAAGGUCGAAAGAGUUCUCACAGGGUAUAUUUUGGCUAUGUUAUGUGGUCUUAGCUGGUUGUUUUGAUCAAGUCAUAAAAAUUCCAAAAUGAAUGUGUAUUUUUAGACACAUAAUCAAAAGGCCUUGCAAAGUUUCUAGUUUAUUAUCAGAUAAAGCUAUAAGAAGCUUAGGCAAAUCAGUUAUAUGGCAAUGAAUGGGCAUUAACAGCCCCCCACCAUAAAGUGCAUAGUUCAAUUACACGAAGCUAUAAACUAAGCUAGUUAAUCUUAUCGUUUGCAAUUGGCUCGAUUAUCAGUUGAGAAAGUUAUCGAGCUAUCGAGGCUGCAGCCCGAUUUAGUGUCGUCGCCGACAUCGAACGGUUAAGUUGAACAGCAUGCCACAAAUACGCCCCCUGCCGGCGAGCCUGCAACGCACUGCCAUUGAGGAGCUGAACGAGGUGCCCGAGCGCCUGGAUGCGGAUAUCGCGGCACUGCGCACCUGGAUCGAACAGCAGCCGCAUUUGCGCGCCCGGCGCGAUGAUCAGUUCCUGGUGGCCUUCCUGCGCGGCUGCAAAUUCAGCUUGGAGAAGGCCAAGUCCAAGCUGGAGAGGUACUACACACUGCGCACACAGUUUCCCGACUUUUACACCAUUCGUGACGUGGACAGCGAACGUAUCCACGAGCUGCUGCGCCUGGGCGUGGGGCUGCGUUUGCCACGCCCUCUGCACGAUGAUGGACCCCGCCUCAUCUAUGUGCGGCCCGGCUGCUAUGCGCCGGACAGCUUCAGCUUUGAGGAGAUUAUGAGCGUGUCGCAUGCUUUGAGCGCGUUGAGUCUGGAAUUCGAUGACUAUGCCAUAGUCCAUGGCUGGCUGCUGAUACUGGACUUUAGUGGCUAUACGCCGGCUCACCUGAUGCAGAUGACGCCGAGCGCACUCCAGAAGAUGUCCGUCUUCGCAGAGGACGCGAUGCCCGUGCGGGACAAGGGCAGGCACAUGAUAAACACCAAUGCUGCCUUCGAGGUGGGCUUCAACAUGAUGCGAUCGAUACUGCCCGCCAAGCAACAGGGACGAAUCUCGGUGCACGGCAGCAAUCUGGAAUCGCUGUAUCCACACAUACCGCAAAGGUAUUUGCCCACACAUCUGGGUGGUGAGCAGGGCACCAUUGAGGAGCUCAAGCAGCUCAUGUGGGCGACCUUUCAGGAGCAGCGCGAAUACCUAAGGUCGGAGGCAGACUACGGCGUAGACGACAAGCUGAGGCCAGCCGGACAGCGUUACGACUACAACAGCAUUUUUGGUGUCGAUGGAUCAUUUCGCAGAUUAAACUUUGAUUAAAUGCAGUUUUUAGCAAUGCAAAAGGAUUCCUGUAUAUACCCUGUUCGCCAAGUAAAAUGAUUUAUAUUCGUAUA
Drosophila virilis is the source of this 1479-nucleotide messenger RNA. Its product is annotated as alpha-tocopherol transfer protein. Gene Ontology annotation, molecular function: phosphatidylinositol bisphosphate binding. NCBI's taxonomy places the organism in Eukaryota, Metazoa, Arthropoda, Insecta, Diptera, Drosophilidae. The record is from RefSeq and is a predicted model, not a curated record. Gene Ontology annotation, cellular component: membrane.